Molecule: messenger RNA, 519 nt
Organism: Haemonchus placei
Lineage: Eukaryota; Metazoa; Nematoda; Chromadorea; Rhabditida; Trichostrongylidae
Source: the annotation of a GenBank genome assembly
AUGGGUUUCCUUUCAACGCUUUCACAAAUACUCGGUGUUGGGCGGAGGCAAGUAAACGUGAUCGUUGUUGGAUUGGAUAAUUCUGGAAAGACGACUAUGUUGAACUAUUUGCGAACGCCAGAAACUCGAACUAGCCAGAUUGCACCGACGGUUGGAUAUUCUGUCACCAAUUUCACUACAGAAAGUUUCAGUUUUACAGCUUUCGAUAUGGCUGGACAAGGAAAAUACCGUAAUCUCUGGGAGACGUACUAUCUGAAUGCGCAAGCAGUGAUUUUUGUAGUGGAUAGUGCUGAUCGGUUGCGAGUUGCAGUGGCACGAGAUGAACUGUGGAUGAUUCUCGAUCACAAGGAUAUCACUGGACGACCAAUCCCUAUCCUGGUGCUAGCCAACAAAAUGGACGCUAAAGACGCAAUGGCUGCAGCUGAAAUGUCGACCAGCCUCGGUUGGUUUUCCUUUGAAUAUUCCAAUUUGAUGUUCCCAAAAACAUCAGGAUUUACCUUCGGGCAAGCAGAUGACUGA